Molecule: messenger RNA, 1915 nt
Organism: Amphiprion ocellaris (clown anemonefish)
Lineage: Eukaryota; Metazoa; Chordata; Actinopteri; Pomacentridae
Product: transmembrane protein 69-like
Exons: 3
Coding region: 116-943 (275 amino acids)
Source: RefSeq, a predicted model, not a curated record
CGAACACGGAGGGACUAAGCCGCGUACCGACCAGCUCAAUGUCGUGUGAGACAUCUGCACACUGACCCCGGAGAGAAAUAACUUUAUAUUAUGAGGUUUUCAGCUUGAAACAGAGAUGCUCUCUGUUCUGUGUAGAAGAAGCACCUUGGCAGCCCAGAAGGUACUGCACUGGGCAGGUCCUCCACAAAGAUGCUGGACAUCAGCUCUGACCAGAGCCUCAGAUGGUGGAUCUGUCUCCUCCUGCUGGGCUUCAUCCACCAAGCUCCUGUGUACACAAAGGAACACUGGACAAGUAAAACCUCUGGCUGUACUUGGAUUCAGGAGGACUGAGCUCUUCCAGCAAACCCACACACAUGGUGCUUCAUUUUUGGUGAGGAACCAACAUUUCCACUCUUCUGCUGUGAAGCUGAAGAAGCGAGCUCAGCCUGAACCUCCUCCCAGAGAGCUGGAUCUGCUGCGUUAUGACAUGAAGCACUUGUGGAAAGCUCCCAAGCCUGCUCUCUAUUUGGGGUUUGCGGGGCUGAUGCCCUUCCUCUCCCCAACUCUGCUCAUGGCUGUGACUGAGAGCUACUACCCAGAGUUGGCUUACGCCCAGCUAGCCUACGCCGCCUCCAUCGUUUCUUUCCUGGGUGGAGCUCGAUGGGGAUUCGCACUUCCUGACAGCAGUCCAGCCAAACCUGACUGGAUUAACCUAACCAACAGCGUGGUUCCCUCCCUGUUAGCCUGGGUGACCAUGCUGAUGAGUGACAGCAUUGUUCCUGCAGCCACCAUGGUUAUCAUGGGACUUGGAAUAUCACUGCAUUAUGAUCUGUCUCUACUUCCCACUUACCCCAGCUGGUUCAAAGCCCUGCGUGCCAUCCUGACCACUGUGGCAUUUUUUUCUCUACUUGGUACACUCAUAAUGAAUGGUGUGUACCCAGAAAAGACAAUUUUCUCAGAUUGACAAGACAUUCUUAUGUUGCACCAUAUUUGUAUUUGGGUGAUUCAAGAUUUUUCUUGAUCUUGAUCCUGUUAAUUGUCUUAACCAGAGGUCUGUUGGAUUGAAUGUUUUUGUUGGGAGUAAUAUUUUGUGCAUUAUUGCACUAAAUUCUGUACAAGCAAAACAGUUCAUGUAAACCCAACUUCAUAAACAAGCUGCAAUUCCGUGAUGUUCCACUUUUUCUCUGUAAGUUACAGAUAAAUGUUUUGUCUUCCACACCAAGCCAUUGUUUUGAAGUCUCUAUGUGUAGAUAACACGACUGAGAGGAAAUAAGUAUUUAGCAGUUAUUUUGUUACUACCACUAGAAGUAGCCAAUGUCAAGGAUUUUCAUUUUCUACACAGUAUAAGGAAAUAUUAAAAUGGUCUUAAAAUGUAACUAGUUCAUACUUAAUUCCUAUCUAAAAGAUGCAGCUACAAUAUACAGUUUUUCACCAGAAGAUAAUUUAUUAUUUAUAUUCUUCCUGGUCCAACCUCCACAUUAGACACAUACAUAGAUGUAGACUUUUUAAAGGUUGUCACUCAUGGAUUUAGAGUGAAGUUUGCUUUUGCUAAGUGCAGUCGGAUUUCGGCUUGUCCUAUCAAAUUGUGCAUGAGGGCUCUGGUUUGGACCUUUUGACACCAUAGCACGCCCUUUCUGUGAGUCCAUGUAUUUGCAGACUUUCCUGAGUGACUUACCCAGAGUUAAGUUAGUAAAAUUGGUGACAUACACGGUAGUCCUGUCCUCCAGAAAUUGGACACAAAUCAAGCAUGGAAGGUGAAGGGAAUAAAUCUGCUAAGUUCAUCUCCAAGCGACAGCAUGUGGCUGCUUACUGUUGUGUUUUUUCUUGUACAUUUGUAGAGUUGUUUGUAUUUUCAGUCAUAGGAUUUACAGAUGUUCCUGGCUUUCCUCAUUUUUGGUAGUUUACUAUAAUGUAUAAAAAAGUAAUGCCACAGAGA